AUGCCUCUCUCUUACCAGAGGAUUAGUAUGUUUGAUGUAAUUCUUACUAUUAUGUCUGUCUCUCUCUUUCCAGAGGAUUACAAUGUUUCAUGUAUUAUGUCUCUCUCUUACCAGAGGAUUACCAUGUUUCAUGUAAUUCUUACUAUUAUGUCUCUCUCUUACCAGAGGAUUAGUAUGUUUGAUGUAAUUCUUACUAUUAUGCAUCUCUCUUACCAGAGGAUUAGUAUGUUUGAUGUAAUUCUUACUAUUAUGUCUGUCUCUCUCUUUCCAGAGGAUUACCAUAGUAUUAUGUUUCUGUCUAUUAUGUCUCUCUCUUACCAGAGGAUUACUAUGUUUCAUGUAAUUCUUACUAUUAUGUCUCUCUCUUUUACUAUGUUUGAUGUAAUUCUUACUAUUAUGUCUCUCUCUUACCAGAGGAUUAAGGAUUACAAUGUUUCAUGUAAUUCUUACUAUAUCUCUCUCUUACCAGAGGAUUACCAUGUUUCAUUAAUUCUUACUAUUAUGUCUCUCUCUUACCAGAGGAUUAGUAUGUUUGAUGUAAUUCUUACUAUUAUGCCUCUCUCUUACCAGAGGAUUAGUAUGUUUGAUGUAAUUCUUACUAUUAUGUCUGUCUCUCUCUUUCCAGAGGAUUACAAUGUUUCAUGUAAUUCUUACUAUUAUGUCUCUCUCUUACCAGAGGAUUACUAUGUUUCAUGUAAUUCUUACUAUUAUGUCUCUCUCUUACCAGAGGAUUACUAUAGGAUUAGUAUGUUUGAUGUAAUUCUUACUAUUAUGCCUCUCUCUUUCCAGAGGAUUACAAUGUUUCAUGUAAUUCUUACUAUUAUGUCUCUCUCUUACCAGAGGAUUACUAUGUUUCAUGUAAUUCUUACUAUUAUGUCUCUCUCUUACCAGAGGAUUAGUAUGUUUCAUGUAAUUCUUACUAUUAUGCCUCUCUCUUACCAGAGGAUUAGUAUGUUUGAUGUAAUUCUUAGUAUUAUGUCUGUCACUCUCUCUCUUUCCAGAGGAAACUAG
Acanthosepion pharaonis is the source of this 1011-nucleotide messenger RNA. The record is from the annotation of a GenBank genome assembly. NCBI's taxonomy places the organism in Eukaryota, Metazoa, Mollusca, Cephalopoda, Sepiida, Sepiidae.